Messenger RNA from Osmia bicornis bicornis, 1833 nucleotides. RefSeq names its product rhodopsin-like (gene Lop2). The record is from RefSeq and is a predicted model, not a curated record. Gene Ontology annotation, biological process: phototransduction; G protein-coupled receptor signaling pathway; visual perception. NCBI's taxonomy places the organism in Eukaryota, Metazoa, Arthropoda, Insecta, Hymenoptera, Megachilidae. Gene Ontology annotation, molecular function: G protein-coupled receptor activity. Gene Ontology annotation, cellular component: membrane.
CUAAAUUUCAGCUGACAGCACUUUUCAUAUGUCAUAUACUAAUGCUGAUAAAAGUAAUAUAAAUGCAUUCAUUUGAAUAUCUUAUUGGAUGACUUUAUUGGAUCUGGCUUUACAAGACGUAUAAAAGGAGAAUGCUGCAUUUGUAGUUGCAGUUAUAAAAUACAAACGGCUGAAUAGAAAAACGAAAUGUGCUAUGCAAACUUAUGUCAGUGUUAUAUAAAUUUCAAUUCUUUUUGUAAAAUUUUGUUCAACUAAUUUCUUGUGAUAACAUCCAGGUCAAGUGUAUGAAUUUAUUAUACGUGCAUUAGUGUGUUUUCUUACUUUUUAAAAGAUAUUUUCAUAAAAUGGAAACAUUAAUUUCAACGAACACUUUCAAUGCGACGAUUUCUCUUUACGAUGAAGCUAAUCCUUCAGAAUUGUCGAUCAUCACAACUACUGUAGGACCAAAAUUUGCAAGACAAUGGAUGCGUUUUAAUAAUCAAACAGUUGUUAGCAAAGUACCUGAAGAAAUGUUACAUUUAAUUGAUACAUAUUGGUACAGGUUUCCUCCAUUGAAUCCAUUAUGGCAUAAAGUCUUAGGCCUAGUUAUGAUCAUAUUAGGAAUUAUGGGAUGGUGUGGAAAUGGCGUGGUAGUUUAUAUUUUUUUAAUAACACCCUCGCUAAGAACACCGAGCAACCUUCUUGUAGUAAAUCUUGCUUUCUCAGACUUUAUAAUGAUGGGCUUCAUGUGCCCUCCCAUGGUAAUUUGUUGUUUCUACGAAACAUGGGUCCUUGGAACAUUAAUGUGUGAUAUUUAUGCAAUGAUUGGUUCAUUAUGUGGCUGUGCUUCUAUAUGGACAAUGACAGCUAUUGCUUUAGAUAGAUAUAACGUUAUAGUAAAGGGUAUGUCUGGAACACCGCUUACUAUUAACAGAGCUAUAUUUCAAAUUUUAGGUAUCUGGUUAUUUGGUUUAUUGUGGACUAUUUUACCUUUAGUUGGAUGGAACAGGUAUGUUCCCGAAGGUAACAUGACAGCAUGCGGAACAGAUUAUCUUACCGAGGAUUGGGGAUCUAAAUCUUAUAUAUUAAUCUAUUCUCUGUUCGUCUAUUACACUCCAUUAUUUACUAUUAUUUAUAGUUAUUACUUCAUUGUUUCUACGGUCGCUGCACAUGAAAAAGCAAUGAGAGAACAAGCUAAAAAAAUGAAUGUCGCAUCUUUACGAUCCGGAGAAAAUCAAGGCGGUAGUGCGGAAGCAAAAUUAGCGAAGGUAGCAUUAACAACAAUAUCAUUGUGGUUUAUGGCCUGGACACCAUAUCUUGUAAUCAAAUCGAAUAUCAAUCGUUCUCUGAUCACACCCUUAUUUACUAUAUGGGGUUCUCUGUUCGCAAAAGCGAAUGCAAUAUAUAAUCCGAUUGUUUAUGGAAUCAGUCACCCAAAAUAUAGAGCAGCGCUGAAGGAAAAGCUACCGUUUUUAGUGUGUGGUUCGACCGAGGAUCAGGCUGCUGCAUCUGGAGGAGAAAAAGCGGAAACAGAUGGAAAAUCUUAAAACAGUAAAAUGCUUCAAGGACGUGUAAUUGUAUAUAUACAAAGGUCUUUGGUAAAUCAACCUCCAUUUAAGUAUGAAUUUUUAUUUAAGGAAAUGUGCUCGCCUGCGAUAAUAAUUAAAGCAAGCACACUGUUACUUGCAUGAUUUAUUUGCUUUUAUAAAAUUAAGGUACAGAUACGACGCUCCCAUCAGAUUUUACAACAAUAGAAUAUGCUUAGUAAACACAGAGCUGUUGGUACAUAGGUACCUGCUAUACCAAAGUGACCAUGUAUAUUGCUAGGCAAUAAAAUGUACAAAAUCAAAAUCA